Thamnophis sirtalis is the source of this 3118-nucleotide messenger RNA. RefSeq names its product leishmanolysin like peptidase (gene LMLN). Gene Ontology annotation, molecular function: metalloendopeptidase activity. Gene Ontology annotation, biological process: proteolysis; cell adhesion. Gene Ontology annotation, cellular component: cytoplasm; membrane. The record is from RefSeq and is a predicted model, not a curated record. NCBI's taxonomy places the organism in Eukaryota, Metazoa, Chordata, Lepidosauria, Squamata, Natricidae.
GAGGCCAAGAUGGCGACCGCUUCGGCGGUUCGGGAAGUUUUCCAUUUUUCCAGCCCUUUCUCGGCUGUCCUUCUUUUGGCUGAGCUGCUUUUGCUGGCUCAAGCCCCGGCCUUUAACAUCGCCUCUCCUUUCUGUCACCACCACAUCCCCAGAGCCAGGGAGGUUAUUUACAAAGUUUAUCUUAAAGAAAGUCGAGUUAUGAAAAGAAACAUUAAUGAACACCUAAGAAUUAAGACUAUAUAUGACAGAAGUGUUGAAGAAUUGCUCCCUGAAAAAAAACAUCUUAUAAAGAACAAGCUUUUCCCACAAGCUAUUUCUUAUUUAGAGAAGACAUUUCAAGUUCGGAAACCUAUGGCUACUGUCCUGUUAAGUAGACAGUGUGUAACAAACCAGUAUUUAAGGAAGAAGGAUGAUCCUCACAGAUAUUGUCGAGAAGCCUGUGCAGAACAUACCAAGUGUGGGCCAGUUAUAGUCCCUGAAGAACACCUGCAGCAAUGUAGGGUAUGUAAUACGAAUGGACGGAAUUGUCAAACUAUUGGCGAAGCAGACAAAGAAGGCAUUCGAGAUGCUGAUUUUAUACUGUAUGUUAGUGCUCUGACUACUGAAAGAUGUGGCCAAGAAAACAUUAUCGCAUAUGCAGCAUAUUGUCAGCUAGAAGCAGAUAUGGACAGACCAAUUGCAGGAUAUGCUAAUCUGUGUCCAAAUAUGAUUUCAACCCAACCACAAGAGUUUAUUGGCAUGUUGUCUACAGUAAAACAUGAAAUCAUUCAUGCUUUGGGUUUCUCUGCUGGACUUUUUGCAUUUUAUCAUGAUGACGAUGGAAAUCCUUUGACUGCUAGAUACGCAAAUGGAUUGCCACUAUUUAAUGAAAGCCUUGGUGUGUAUCAGUGGAGUGAUAAAGUUAUACGUAAAGCAGUAAGAUUAUGGGAUGUGCGGGAUAAUAACAUUUUGCCUCAUAAUAUAUUCCUUUUGGUAACUCCUAAAGUAGUUGAGGAGGCAAGAAAACACUUUGACUGUCCAAAUUUAGAAGGAAUGGAACUGGAAAAUCAAGGUGGCAUAGGCACAGAGCUUAAUCAUUGGGAGAAACGGUUAUUAGAGAAUGAAGCAAUGACUGGAUCACAAACACAGAACAGGGUCUUCUCCCGGAUUACUCUGGCAUUAAUGGAAGACACUGGCUGGUAUAAAGUGAAUUAUAGCAUGGCAGAAAAACUAGAAUGGGGCCGAGGAAAAGGAUGCGACUUUGUGAUGAAAAGCUGCAAGUAUUGGAUCAAUCAGCAACAGAGAAAAAAAGAACCAGUAGCCCCCUAUUGUGACACUCUGAGAAGUAAUCCAUUACAAUUAACAUGCAGGCAGGACCAAAGAGCGGUAGCAGUGUGCAAUUUACAGAAAUUCCCUCAACCAUUGCCUCAGGAGUAUCAGUAUUUUGAUAGUCUGUAUGGUGUAUUGCCAAAAGAUUUGCCUCACUAUGGUGGGUCGGUUGAAAUUGCUGACUACUGCCCUUUUAGUCAAGAAUUUAGUUGGCACUUAAGUGGCGAAUUUCAGCGCAGUUCAGAUUGUCGGAUACUGGAAAACCAACCAGAUCCUUUCAGAAACUAUGGUGCAGAGAAAUAUGGGCCAAAUUCCAUUUGCCUCAUUCAAAAGUCAGCUUUCAUUAUGGAACAGUGCAGAAAGAAACUGAGUUAUCCUGAUUGGGGUAGUGGCUGUUAUCAGGUUUCUUGCUCUCCUCAUGGACUGUCCGUUUGGAUCAAGGAUGUGGCAUAUUUGUGCAGUCACUCAGGUCAAAUUCUCACAGUGACUAUUCAGAUGAAUGGAUGGCUACAUAUGGGGAAUCUAAUUUGCCCAGCCUGCUUGGAUUUCUGUGAUUUCUGUCCACCUGAACAAGAUCCCCCUCCAGUUGCCAAUUUAACAAGAGUUGCAUCGAUUGAUCUCUGUUCUUGUUCUCCCAGCCUGGUAAUAACACUAUGGCUACUGAUGGUGAACUUGUUUCCACUACUAGCUGGAUUUCUUCUAUGUGCAUGGAGUUAAAAUGUGCAUAUUUUUUGUCAAAGGUCCCCUACAGCUGAUCGCAUUUUGAAGGCAGCUAUCCAGAAGGGCAGUCACAUCGUCUACAUUUUGGAAAGAGUCUAGCUAGGAAAGGCUGACUGAAGUUUCUAAAGAGAGAGAGAGAGAGAGACAACAUUUUGAAAGUUAUAUCAAUGAAGAGCUAGUGUUGACCAAAAUAUGUAAUGUUCACAUUGCUAGCAAAUUUGGAGGAACAAAUUUGUCAGUGUAAGUUGAAUGCCUUUGGGUGCCACUAUUUGAGAUGAACUUUUUAUUAUGUGCAAUUCUCUACGAUAUAAUUUGGUAGUUGGGUUUUUGUUUUGGCAUCUUUUGACAGAGAUAUACCUCAGUUUCCUUUAGUCAAAAGCCAUAAAAUCAGUUGCCAUUACUGUUAAGAACAAUUCAGCAUUAAGUGUAGUUUUGUUUUUUUAAGAGUGUCUUGGCUUUGGUGUUAAGAUGCUUCCAGAGUUAUUCUGUAGACUCUGAUGAUUCCAAGUUAUUUCUUCUAUGAAGCUUUUGCUGCUCAAAAUGUGAAAGAGAUUUUCAACAGCUGCACAAUAUGCACUUUUAGAAUAUUUGAAUGAAAAUAUUUAUAUCUUCAUUUUAACAGUAAGCAAAAUUAUUAUUUAAUGGCUUUUUUCUUCAAAUGCUAGAAACAAAAUAUGCCUGCUGGGAUGUAAGCUCUCUUGCACUCAGUUGAAUCUAUAGUACAGUAUUUCUGAAUAACUGAAUUUGAUUGAGCUACAUACUUUGUUUUUUACCAAGUAAUUUGAGGAAAUAAUUACUUUCAUAGAUAUUUCCCUUGUGUUAUGAAACAUGUAAAGGUUGUAAUCUACACCCCACCCCAUCCCAGUUGACUUAAAGAGAUUGAAAUGAUGACACAUUUCAUCAUUAGAUUGCAUAACGCUUAACGAAAAGGUGGUAGCAAUUGGAAAACGUUGCAGAUAACAGAUUCCUUUGUAGCAAAAAUACAGUUUUAUUAUCAAGGGAGCCAAUUUGGCUAUUGGAUGAAAGAACAGUUAACUUUAAAAUUACAUUAGGGAAUACAGGGCUUAAAUAUAUCAUGGAGUCCUUGGUG